Molecule: messenger RNA, 696 nt
Organism: Myripristis murdjan (pinecone soldierfish)
Lineage: Eukaryota; Metazoa; Chordata; Actinopteri; Holocentriformes; Holocentridae
Gene: dusp29
Product: dual specificity phosphatase 29
Exons: 4
Coding region: 1-687 (228 amino acids)
Biological process (GO): negative regulation of MAPK cascade; protein dephosphorylation
Cellular component (GO): cytoplasm
Molecular function (GO): protein tyrosine/serine/threonine phosphatase activity; MAP kinase phosphatase activity
Source: RefSeq, a predicted model, not a curated record
AUGGCUUCUCGCGAGUCAAAAGCUGGCGUGCAGAUAAAUGCUGCAAAGGCGGGAGAGACAUCCACUCCUCUGGAUGAAUAUGUCACACCUGGGGGCUAUGAGCUGGAGAAAAUCCUUAACCGUGGGAGUGUGGCCUACACUCACGUCAACGAGGUCUGGCCUAAUGUCUACAUUGGGGAUGAGGAGACCGCGAAAGACAAGUAUAUUCUGAGGAAGCUGGGUAUGACGCACAUCUUGAAUGCAGCAGAGGGGACGUGGAACAGCGUGGACACCGGGGCUGAUUACUACAGUGACAUGGACAUCGUCUACUAUGGCGUGGUGGCAGAGGAUGUUCCCACCUUUGACCUCAGCCAGUACUUCUUCUCUGCGGCUCAAUUCAUCGAUGCAACACUAAGCAACCCUCAGAAUAAACUCUUGGUGCACUGUGUCAUGGGAAGGAGCCGGUCUGCCACGCUUUUCCUGGCCUACCUAAUGAUCUGCAAGAACAUGACGGUGGUCGAAGCCAUCGAGCAUGUGAAAAAACGCAGACGGAUCAUCCCCAACUGGGGCUUCCUGAAACAGCUAAGAGAGCUAGACACACAUCUUGUGGACAAAAGGAGCAGCAACUCUGUACAGGUACAAAGGCUACAAAAGAGCAAUAUAAACAAAAACACAAGUACAAGUUGCGUUUUACAUGCAAUCCAUUAGCUUAGUUUG